Talaromyces stipitatus ATCC 10500 is the source of this 2385-nucleotide messenger RNA. RefSeq names its product ADAM family of metalloprotease ADM-B. Gene Ontology annotation, molecular function: metalloendopeptidase activity. Lineage: Eukaryota; Fungi; Ascomycota; Eurotiomycetes; Eurotiales; Trichocomaceae. The transcript has 3 exons. The record is from RefSeq and is a predicted model, not a curated record. The coding region runs from base 1 to 2385 and encodes 794 amino acids. Gene Ontology annotation, biological process: proteolysis.
AUGAAGUUCGGUGUUGGAUGGUUAUCUGCAACCCUUACUGCGACAGUUCUCUUUCUACAACGCGGUGAUGCUCAUUCGCAUGCUCCGCCGCCUAUUCAAUAUGUCUCCGAACUCGAUCAUGUCGUGAUACAUACUCCCUCGCGCCGUAUACAUUCUCACUCCAGUUUCGACAUUACAUUCACAAUACAUAAUAACGCGGAACCCAUUAAGUUAAAACUCGAACCAAAUCAUGAUGUUUUGGCAGAAGAUGCAGAGGUCCAAUACUUGAACCAUGAUGGCACUGUCAGCCAUACAGAGAGCAUUGAUCGCAGAGAACACCGCGUCUUUAAAGGUUCUGCAUGGACUGAAAUCGAGCCUGAUCACUGGACAUAUGUCGGCUGGGCACGAUUAUAUGUGAAACGCGAUGGGUCUAACCCCCUCUUCGAGGGCACAUUUAGUCUUAUGGGGGAUUAUCAUAAUAUAAAACUACGCUCGAGCUAUAUGCGGACACGAUCCGAACUCGAUGUCGUACCCGCGGGGAAGGAUGAAGAUUAUAUGGUGCUAUUCAGAAACUCAGAUAUGUAUUGGAUGCACGAGCAUACAGAGCUGAAACGAUCUGUUCCCGAAGCUUCUUGCCAGGCGGACAAAUUGGACUUCAAUACAGAUCCAAAUCAUCCUGUUUUCCGACCCCCGCAGUCAGCAAAUCUUGCCGCCAUAUCCUUUGAUCAACUACUGGGUCGACGACAGUCUGAUACUGGUGGUAUUGGUGGAAAUACAGGAGGCAUUAAUUUGGCAUCGACAAUCGGCAAUACCGCGGGAUGUCCCAAGAAUAAGUUGGUAGCCCUAGUCGGUGUGGCUACUGAUUGCAACUUCCUAAAUGCAUUCGGCAACAAUCAGUCCGCAGCUCGUGCGGAUGUUAUUUCAAUGUUCAAUUCCGCAUCGUCUGUAUACGAGAGUACAUUCAACAUCUCUCUUGGUCUGAAGAAUUUAACAAUGAGUGCUGCUGAAUGUCCAAAUACUGCGUCGUCAGCCACACCGUGGAACUUGCCGUGUACAUCAGGAAAUAUUUCUUCUCGGCUAACUGAUUUCACUGCCUGGCGUGGAGAUCAGGAUGACAAGAACGCCUACUGGACGUUGAUGACAAACUGUCCCACGCAAUCUGAGGUUGGAGUGUCGUGGUUAGGACAGCUGUGUGUUCAUGGAUCGACUAAUGCUUCUGUGGCUGGAGCCAAUGUUGUCGUCAAAACAUCGACUGAGUGGCAGGUUUUUGCACACGAGUCAGGACAUACCUUUGGUGCUGUACAUGACUGCGACUCCUCCGCAUGUCAACAAGGCCUCCAGACAACAUCGCAGUGCUGCCCAUUGACUUCAAAUAGCUGUAAUGCUAACGGGCAAUACAUCAUGAACCCCACGGCAUCGCCUAACCUUGAACACUUCUCGCAAUGUACAGUAGGCAAUAUUUGUUCUGCCCUAGGUCGAAACAGCGUUCGAUCCGAUUGUCUGGUUAAUAAUAAGGACGUGACCACCUAUACGGGCAGUCAAUGUGGUAAUGGUAUAGUUGAAAGCGGAGAAGAUUGCGAUUGUGGAGGCACAGCAGGUUGCGGAAACAACGCCUGCUGCGAUCCUACCACUUGCAAAUUCAAGAACAACGCAGUCUGCGACGAUUCCAACGAAGCAUGUUGCUCCAGCUGCCAAUUCAUGUCUGCCAACACGACCUGCCGUGUUAGCACUGGUCCCUGCGACAUUGCCGAAGUCUGUUCCGGAAACUCCGGCACCUGUCCCCCCGACAAAUUCGUCGAUGAUGGCAAGAGCUGCUCGAGUGGAAACACUACAGGACUCACCUGUGCCAGCGGUCAAUGCACAAGUCGUGAUCUGCAAUGUCGUACCAUCCUCGGUGCCGUCCUGGGCAGUAACGACACCUACGCCUGCGACAAUUCCGCAUGUACACUCUGGUGCGCAUCCUCCAAGCUCCCAUCCAACGAAUGCGGUAGCAUGCAACAGAACUUCCUCGACGGAACACCCUGCAACGGCGACGGUCAUUGCAAUAACGGGCAAUGCGUCGGUUCCUCUGUUGGCGGACAGAUCAAGUCAUGGGUUGACCAGCACAAGCCUCUCGUCAUCGGUCUGGCCGCUGGCAUUGGUGGGUUACUCGUGUUAAUCAUCUUGAGCUGUAUCGUUUCCGCAUGCCGGAGACGAAGAUGGCGAAAGGCCGCUCCUACUCAGCCUCAGUAUCAAGGGUAUCGAGGAGGACCCCCACCAGGUGUAGGAGGGUGGUCGGGACCAAUGCCGCCGCAGAUGCAGCAGCAAGGGAAUCCUACAUUUGGUGCACCACCACCUGCAUAUUCUCCACCUGAAUAUAAUAAUAAUGGAGCAGGUUGGCCACGGACGCAACCACGAUAUGCAUAA